AUGUCGAACACAAGCUAUCAGUAUGCUUCACUUCCUCCGCUUAAAUAUCAAACCUAUGAUUGGAAUACUGGUCAAUUUUCGGAUUGUCCUAUAUCGUCUUUAUAUUCUUCCCCACCUUCAGAUGACGGCAAUGGUGAACCUACCGCUGACGCAGAGCCAAACAAGGACGCCACCCCUGAUCAGCCAUCAGAAGAGGCACCGGCAGCGGAUACUGAUGCCCCCAAGGAUGCAUCAGAAACACCUGCAGAUCCACCACCGGAUGAGGCGCUUCAAGCACCUGAGGCUUCACCAGAGGAACCUCCUGCUGCCGAUGGUGAGUCUGAACCAGUAAAGGCCGAAGCACCGGCAGAAGAGGCAUCGGUUGAGCCAGAGAAGCCAGCUGAAGAAGAGAAGCCAGCUGAAGAAGAGAAGCCAGUUAAGGAAGAGAAACCAGUUGAGGAGGAGAAGCCAGCUGAGGAGGAGAAGCCAGUCGAGGAGGAGAAGGUGGCGGAAGAGCCAGACGGGGAGAAGCCAGCCGAAGAGGAGACACCUGCUGAAGAUGAGCAGCCCGUGGAGGAAGAGAAGGCUGUCGAAGAAGAGGCAUCGGUAGAAGAAGCUCUGCAAGAGGAAACUCCUGCUGCUGAAGGCGAACCUGAAGUGCCGACAGAAGAGGAGCUAGUAGAAGAAGAGAAGCCGGCAGAAACCACAGAGCCAGAGCCCCCGGUGGACGACACGCCUGCCGAGGAGGCCCAAGAACCCCUCGAAAGCAAAGAUGACCAAGAAGAGGCUACGGAAGAGCCACCCGUGGUGGAAACGUCGCCUGCUUCUGAGGAUGCGCCAGCCGAAGACGAUUCCUCCUUUCCAGAUGUUGAUCCAGCUGCCGAAGUUGAUAAAGUAGAGGCUGAGAAAGAAGCUGAAAAAGAAGAAGCCUCCCAGAGAGAGGAUGAUGUCACGGUAGGAGACGAAGUUCUCGAUUCAUGGGAUAUCGAGGGUGAAGAAGAGUUAGAAGAAAAGAUACCCGAGGAAGAAUCUAAGCAGACUGCUGAGGACGACAAAGUUACUGAAGAGCCAGCAGCAGAUGAGCCUUCAGACCCCCCGCCUGCGGAAGAUACCUCUGAGCCAAAGGAGGAGGAAAAGGAAGAGACACCUGAAGAGCCAGCUCCUGAAGAACCCGCUGAGGCGGUAGCCGAAACGGUAGCACCUGAACAGCCAGCGGAGGAAGAAGUAGCUGCCGAAGCACCCGCCACCGAAGAGCCUGUCACCGAAGAACCUGCCGCUGAAGAACCUGCCGCUGAAGAACCUGCCGCUGAAGAGCCUGCCGCUGAAGAGCCUGCCGCUGAAGAGCCUGUCGCUGAAGAGCCUGUCGCUGAAGAGCCUGCCGCUGAAGAGCCUGCCGCUGAAGAGCCUGUCGCUGAAGAGCCUGUCGCUGAAGAGCCUGUCACUGAGGAACCUGUUACUAAAGAGCCUAUCACCGAGGAACCUACCGCUGAAGAGCCUGCCGCCGAAGAGCCUGUCACUGAGGAACCUGUCACUAAAGAGCCUAUCACCGAGGAACCUACCGCUGAAGAGCCUGUCGCUGAAGAGCCUGUCACCAAAGAGCCUGUCACCGAGGAACCUGCCGCUGAAGAGCCUGUCGCUGAAGAGCCUGCCGCCAAAGAGCCUGUUAUUGAGGAACCUGCCGCCGAAGAGCCUGUUACCGAGGAACCUGCCGCCGAAGAGCCUGUCGCUGAAGAGCCUGCCGCCGAAGAGCCUGCCGCCGAAGAGCCACCCGCUGAAGUUACUGCCGAAGAGCCAGCUGUCGAGGAACCCUCACCCACAGAACCGGCAGCCGAAGAGGUUGCUAUCGAGGAGAAGGUAGUGGAAGAAGCCACUCCAGAAGAAUCCCCGGAGGAGGUCCCAGCAGAGCCCACAGCGCAGGAAAUCCCCCCGAAGGAAGAGGCCGCCCCUGAGGAACCAGUUGCUGAGGUAGCCGCAGAAGAAGCAGCACCAGCACCAGAGGAGGCCCCUGCUGAAGCAGCCACCGAAGAAGUAACCGAAAAGCCCCAGGACGAACCAACCCCAGUUGAGGCUGUCACGGAGGCCCCUGCCGAGAAGGCCAUCAUAGAGCCUGUACCAGUAGAGGAAGCUCCCGCCGAACCACCAGCACUGCCAGUUGAAGAGCCGAAGGCGGCUGAGGAGCCUGCACCCGAACCUGCGCCUGUCGUUGAAAAGAAGGUCGCUGAGGAAGUUACAGAAGCGCCCGUUCCCGUGGCCACAGAGGCUGCUCCUGUAGAGAAGACCCCAGUUCCAGAACCAGCUGCUGAAGAGCCCGUCGCGGCAGUAGAGGAGGCCACUAAAGAUAUUGCAGAGGCUGCCCCUGUUGCCCCUGUUGCUGUUGAAGCCGUCCCGGAAGCGGCAGCAAAGACCGAAUCGCGAUCUAAAGAACGAUCUGGAGAAAGGAAGCACCGAAAACGCCGAAAGUCGACAGCUGGAGAAGAGCCACGCCCUUCGAAGAGCUCGAGUGAGAAAAGGCCUAGCUCAAGCGAGAAAAGGUCCAGCUCAAGUGAGAAAAAACUCAGCUCAAGCGAUAAAAAACCCAGCUCGAGCGAUAAAAAGCCCAGCUCAGGCGAUAAAAAGCCUAGCUCAGGCGAGAAAAAGCCCAGCUCUCGUCGACUAAAGCCCGAACCAGAGCAUGAUUCUUCUCCACCAGCUGAGGCGAAAGGUGAACCAAGACACAGAAGUAGUAGACCAAGACCACGACCAAACGAAACAGAAAAAGAACGUGCCGAAAGACGGAGGAGGAGAGAAGCUCGAAGAGCCGAAGCAGAACGCUCCAAGGAAUCGGGGAGCCCCAAGGAGGCACCGCCCAAGGAAGAGCGUCCUCACGAGCCCCCGAAGCGACCUCUCUCUCGUCGGUUGUCACUAUCAGGCCGUGAUAGACCUAACCUGGCCCCAAAGGCCGCUGGCCCAAGCCAUAACCCAAUAUCUGCCCUUGCUGCGAAACCCCUUGCCUUGUUCAGGUUAAUUACAUCUGGAUCUUCAACUGCCAAUCAACCAGUUAUGCGAGUAAAUGAGCGUGCUCUCGCCUCUUCUCCAGUUCCUCCAGUCAAACGGCCUUCACCCCCAAACACAUCUGGCUCGUCCACUCACUCUCAAUCGAAUUCCGGCUCCCGUACCCACUCCGACAGACGUCGAGAAAGGAGAUCAGCCAACGCCGAAGAGGUGAAGGAACGGGCAAGAAGGACUACAGCCAGGGGCGAAGAAAACAAACAGCGUGAACGAAAGUCACCCAAAAUCGACGAAAGCCAGGAGCAAGUAAAGCCUCCCAAGACGGAAGCAGCCAAACCCCGGGAACGAAGGCUAAGCAGGGGUGAAGAAGGCAAAGAUCGAGAGCGAAAGUCUAGCAAGCGUGAGGAAGCCAAAGAGAAGGACCCUGAGAAGGAGAAGGAGAAAGAGCACCGCGAGCAACGACGAGAGCGCCGACGCUCGAUGAAACCCGAACCCCCUGCAGAGAAACAGGUUACGAAGGAGGAUCCUCCGCCAGAGCGUCUUCGUCGACGUCGUUCAAGCCUAUACAAAAACCGUGAAGAUGCUCCGAUUAGCAUGAGCUUCAGGGAGAAACUCCGGCAUGUCCUGACGGCGGCAUGA
Molecule: messenger RNA, 3606 nt
Organism: Arthroderma uncinatum
Lineage: Eukaryota; Fungi; Ascomycota; Eurotiomycetes; Onygenales; Arthrodermataceae
Product: PE repeat family protein
Exons: 4
Coding region: 1-3606 (1201 amino acids)
Source: RefSeq, a predicted model, not a curated record